UUCCACAAAUAUAAACCCUAGCAUCCUUCUUGUUACCUUACAAACCCUUGCUGCAACUCGUAGGAGAGAGACGCACAGGCGCCGCAGUAGCAGCAGAGCCAAAAAUGGAGCCAGCGAGAAAUGUAAAGGAUGUUUCACCUCACGAGUUCGUGAAAGCUUACGCCGCUCACCUCAAGCGUUCCGGCAAGAUGGAGCUUCCUGAGUGGACUGACAUCGUCAAGACUGGUAAACUGAAAGAGCUUGCCCCAUACGACCCUGAUUGGUACUACAUUAGAGCUGCUUCCAUGGCAAGAAAGAUCUAUCUGAGAGGAGGUCUUGGAGUUGGUGGAUUCCGAAGAAUUUAUGGUGGUAACCAGAGGAAUGGAAGCCGCCCACGUCAUUUCUGCAAGAGCAGUGGUUCAGUUGCCCGCAACAUCCUUCAGCAAUUGCAGAACAUGAACAUCAUUGACUUCGAUCCCAAGGGUGGAAGGAGAAUCACAUCCAAUGGCCAGAGAGAUCUCGACCAAGUUGCUGGAAGAAUUGCUGUUGCCAUUUAAGAGAGAUGAAAGCAAGCGUUAUUAUAAUACAUGAGUUGCUUCAAACUUAUAAUUUCAGCUUGGACCAUAUAGAUGUAGGGUGUUGUUGAAUCAAUUUUCUGCAUGUUUUGCCUUUUUUUCUUCUUUUAUCAUGGGAUUCUUUUUGCAUCAGUAUGCUAGUUUUGUCCUUUCAGUACUUUAAGAUGUUACUUGGGCCUGCCCUCUCUUUGAGCAUAACAUUCUUAUUCUCGUUAAGGGUGUGUUUUAUAUGGA
Messenger RNA from Nicotiana tabacum (common tobacco), 788 nucleotides. RefSeq names its product small ribosomal subunit protein eS19x-like. Gene Ontology annotation, biological process: translation; ribosomal small subunit assembly. The record is from RefSeq and is a predicted model, not a curated record. Gene Ontology annotation, molecular function: RNA binding; structural constituent of ribosome. Gene Ontology annotation, cellular component: ribosome; cytosolic small ribosomal subunit. Lineage: Eukaryota; Viridiplantae; Streptophyta; Magnoliopsida; Solanales; Solanaceae.